This is a messenger RNA of Otolemur garnettii (small-eared galago), 1227 nucleotides long. It is a transcript of the gene KCNK13, whose product is annotated as potassium two pore domain channel subfamily K member 13. NCBI's taxonomy places the organism in Eukaryota, Metazoa, Chordata, Mammalia, Primates, Galagidae. Gene Ontology annotation, molecular function: potassium ion leak channel activity. Bases 1 to 1227 code for a protein of 408 amino acids. The record is from RefSeq and is a predicted model, not a curated record. Gene Ontology annotation, cellular component: membrane. Gene Ontology annotation, biological process: stabilization of membrane potential; potassium ion transmembrane transport. The transcript has 2 exons.
AUGGCCGGGCGGAGUUGCAGCUGGGGCCUGGGCCACCUGAACGAGGACAACGCGCGCUUCCUGCUGCUAGCCGCGCUCAUCGUGCUCUACCUGCUGGGCGGCGCCGCCGUCUUCUCGGCGCUGGAGCUGGCGCACGAGCGACAGGCCAGGCAGCGCUGGGAGGAGCGCCUGGCCAACUUCAGCCGCGGCCACAAUCUGAGCCGCGACGAGCUGCGCGGCUUCCUCCGCCACUAUGAGGAGGCCAGCAGGGCCGGCAUCCGAGUGGACAACGUCCGCCCGCGCUGGGACUUCACUGGCGCCUUCUACUUCGUGGGUACCGUUGUGUCCACCAUAGGGUUUGGGAUGACGACCCCAGCGACAGUCGGAGGAAAAAUCUUUCUGAUUUUUUACGGCCUCGUUGGGUGUUCAAGCACCAUCUUGUUCUUCAACCUCUUCCUGGAGCGCCUCAUCACUGUCAUCGCCUAUAUCAUGAAAUCGUGCCACCAGCGGCAGCUGCGGCGACGCGGGGCGCUGCCCCCGGACAGCCUGAAGGGCGCGGGGAAGUGCGAGGUGGACAGCCUGGCGGGCUGGAAGCCCUCGGUGUACUACGUCAUGCUGAUUCUGUGCACGGCCUCGGUGCUCAUCUCCUGCUGCGCCUCCGCCAUGUACACCCCCAUCGAGGGCUGGAGCUACUUCGACUCGCUCUACUUCUGCUUUGUGGCUUUCAGCACCAUCGGCUUCGGGGACCUGGUCAGCAGCCAGAACGCCCAUUAUGAGCGUCAGGGCCUCUACCGCUUCGCCAACUUCGUCUUCAUCCUCAUGGGCGUCUGCUGCAUCUACUCCUUGUUCAACGUCAUCUCCAUCCUCAUCAAACAGUCGGUGAACUGGAUCCUGCGGAAGAUGGACGGCGGGUGCUGCCCGCGGUGCGGAAGGAGGGUCCUGCGGUCGCGGCGGAACGCGGUAAUGCCGGGCACAGUGCGCACGCGCUGCGACGUCUCCAUAGAAACGGACGCGGUGGCGGAGAGCGAGGCGGACGCGCGCCGCCUCUCGGGUGAGAUGAUCUCGGUCAAGGACUUCCUGGCGGCCAACAAGGUGUCGCUGGCCAUCCUGCAGAAGCAGCUGUCGGAAACGGCCAAUGGCUGCCCGCACCAGACCAGCGCGCUGACCCGGGACGACGAGUUCUCAGGGGGCGUAGGAGCCUUCGCAAUAAUGAACAACAGGUUGGCAGAGACGAGCGGGGACAGGUAG